AUAUUAUGAGGAUGAUACAAGAUGGUGGUGGACUAUAUCAAACAACUAUAAAGAUAAUGCGACUAGUAAAAAUCAUAAUUCGGACAGUAUCUAUACAUAUAAUUCGUUAUAUCAAUAUGAUCAUAUUAUUUUCAAUAUAACAUCAAACCUUACAUUAUCUAAUAUCAAUCCUUCUCUCGUAAACUAUCUCAUAAUUAAUUUUACAAAAUUAAACUUCCAAGGUAGCGACAUUCCUGCUUGGUCAAAACAAAAUGCGAAUCCAAUAUCUGGUGGCCACUUGGUUUUAAUUGAAUUUUCUAUAAGACUUAAAAAUAUUUAUACUUCAAGGCUGUUUAGUAUAGAUGCUCAUGAAACAGAAGCUUAUGUUGAUGUUGAAAUUUAG
Molecule: messenger RNA, 382 nt
Organism: Dentiscutata heterogama
Lineage: Eukaryota; Fungi; Glomeromycota; Glomeromycetes; Diversisporales; Gigasporaceae
Source: the annotation of a GenBank genome assembly